GGGAAAGGACUGUUUGUGCCUGUGUUUCUACUUGCCUUCAUUCCUCCAUAGGAACCAACUUCAUUGUGUAUGAGAGUUGUGAAAAGAAACUUCUUGCUUUUCCUGCCGUGAUUUCAACUUUUAUUUCAUUGUCCAUGUUUGGGCCGAACCUAAGAUGACCGAUCAACUUGUCUGACUUGAAGGACAUCAAAACGUGAUGGAGAAGUUCUCUUUUUAUUAGGUGGAAAAGAUGGACUUCAACGCCUUGAAGGCGAAGUUCCAAGAGGAACCACUCCCGCUGAUUCAGCCCAGGAUGAAACCUGUCCUUCCAGAUAAACCUAGGGUGGUCCCGCCUCCCAACAGCCCCACACGCUAUCUGCCAGCAGGGGCGCGCCCAUCCUUGCUCACUACCAUUAACCAGACUCUGGACGGUAGGGCCAUGGCCCCUAGAGUGGUCUUCAAGGAUGACAAGAAGGAGAGCAAGAAGCCACUCAUUAAGACAACCUCCAUGGAGAAGCGCGAAGGGAAGAUAAAGGUUGGAAAAAACAAACUGAGCAAAGGAAGCAAGGAACCGCUGGAUGAAAACUCCCUCUAUCAAAAGCUAAAGAAAGAAGAAAAGGCCCCGUCAGUGACCACUGAGGAUCUGGUGCCAGUCCCAGCUGUCCCUAAAUCUCAAAAUACUAAAAAGAAAGGAUUUUUGGGUUUGAAAUGGUCUGGAAAAAGUCAGCCGGACGAGGUUGCGGCCGAUCCCAUUUUGGACAGUCCCACCUUGGAGGAACUCGCCCUUAAUCCACUCAUCCCAAUUCCUCCAGAAUUUGACGACGUGAAACCAGAGUCGGAAAUUCUUCCACUAAACAGUUUAUCUUCACCUUAUUCUGAUGUGGGAAUGCCAAUUUCUCGAGAUUUAACCACUUCCCCCUCCUUAAUUCCUGAUAUUCCAGCUCCUCACCUGCCGUCACCACAGAGUGAAACUCCCCCAGAGACAGAGACUCCCACCCCUCCCAUUUCCAUACUUGAUCGUCAAGGUAAAAUCAGCCUUGUGCAAACCCCACAGGACAUCUACCAGAACAUCUCCAUCCCUUCACCUGAAAAGUCCCCCCACACGCGCCACAAUGGCUCUCCGGGAGGCAUUAAUAUAGCAGCGAUGCUUCAACCUCGGAACCUUGUAGAAAACCCCCCAUCUGUGUCUUCGUCCAUCUCAGGUGAGAGUUCCGUUUCAGCUCUCUCAUUCUUGGAGAGGGCGGAAGACAUGAGCCAAGUGAAAAGGACAACCUCUGCAGACCAAAGGAUCCUCAAUGCGCUGAAAAACGCUCGCAGGAAGCCGAGCCUCAGCUCCCAGACAAAAAUUUCGGUAUCCAAUACGCCGCCUCCAGAGGAACUACCUGAAAGCCCCAAUGUUUCGCUCACAGACAUCCUACCUGUCAACUACAACUCUGGGAUUGAACGGCUUAACAGUAUAGAUGGAGGGCAGCCACAGUCGGUGUUGGAGAGUCCUAUUGUGGAAGGUGGUAAGGACAUUCCGGAGUUGCUGGAUGUUCCAUCUACUCAGCCCAGGAACGUUCUUCCAGACCGAGCCGCUUUGGGGGUUCCUCCGGAGAAGCCCGCCAAACCUACUGUCGUCAAAAUCCCCAAUUUCAACCCUCCAUCUCAUCCUAUGCAACAUAAUGAAAUACCGGUGCCUUCCAAAUUACCGGAGAAGCAAUCCACCAACGAGCCAAAAUUUGGUGGUGUUGCACCCUCUCAUGGUUUGGCAGUUUCCCAAUUGGGUAACAGGGAGUACACCUUUCAUGAUAUUCCUGAUGGAAACAGCCAUAAACCUUCGUACAGCAACGGUAUCGCUCUAACCAGCCCCAAAGGGGUGCCGGUGUUUGGACAACAACCGUAUCAGGCAAACGUCCACGUUCCUACCUCGGAGGAAGGUCAAGCAAUCGCUGGGCAUCAAGUGCACAACAGUGUCAGUACAGGAGGCAACCAUGAGGAUGUGUACUGGUCGGCUAAGAAGAAGCAAAAGACUGAAAUGGGGAAGAAAAAGAAAGGACCUCCAAAGAAUCCAUAUGCCGAACCACCCCAGGAUAUUAAUGAAGACAAUGACAAGACAAGUUUGUUUGGAAAAGGUGACAAGAAGUCCGUAGCGGUGGUGGCAGAGGGGCAAGACAAUAAGGAGCUGAAAAGGCGAGAGAAGCAGCGGCUGGAAAAAGAAAAGAAGGAAUUGAAGGAAAAGCAGGAGCGGGAGAAGAAGGAACAGAAGGAGCGCGACAAGCGGAAGAAUGAGAUGAAGAAAAAAUUCAAGAUCACCGGUAAAGAGGAGCCCAUGUACCAAGCGACCGUCACAGUGACAGCCAAAGGCAGCAAGAGCGACCUGCCUGUCCAUCAAGGCGACAACAUCAGCAUCAUUCGCACCGCCAACUGCCCAAAAGGAAAAUGGCUAGCCAGGGAUCUAGCCAACAACUACGGGUAUGUGGCAGUGGAGCAUGUGGAGCUGGACAUCAAGGAAAUGCUAGAACUGAAAAAUAAAGUGACCGGCAGUCAUGUGAGCAGCCCACCGGGGGGGGCCAUCACUAUCCCAGGAAGUGGGAAUUCAAAACACUUCCAACAAUCUACAGCGAGCUUCUCGGACGACAGCGAGGAAUGGACCGCCGAUGAAGAUGAUGCGUUCUCCUCCCCGACGGACACCAUCUACCCGCACCCACUAAGCCAAAACCAUGCGUUGUCCAUGUCAAACAGAGAAAACACAGAUCUCCACGUUACGCAACAACACAGUCACGGUGAUAUCAAUGCAGGUGGCUCUGACGCCCAAGGCAAGAAUGAAGCACUUCAAAAGUUGGCGACUUUUUUCCAAUCACCUAAAGCUGUGCAACCAACUACCAGCCGCACCGCACCAGAAACAAUGGAUGUGCCUGACAACGAGCAUGCGGUUCACCAGCCCGAAGCAAUGGAUUUCAACAAUCCUGAUUUGCUCAUUUUGCCUCCCCCUGAGCUGUAUGCUGACUUUAGCGGGUAAAAGACGAACAGAGACCUCUCGACACCUUCACCUUUUGGACCUUUUGGUUGUUGUUUUUGAAAUCACAAUAGAGCAGACCUUCUUCCAGACGGUGGGUCAUCAGAGCAAUGAACUGCUGAUUUCAAUGGGAUAAAACACAACCACGAUGGGAUCAAGUUCCCUUCCAAGGUCCCUCUCGAGACUUUACCAGUUUGCAGUGUUUUAGCCUAUUAAGAAUAAAGUUAUAAUCCUCUUAACUAGCCAAUUUCCUCUGCUGUUAUAUUCAUCUUUCAACUGUAGUCCAUAUUUCAUUUUUAAACAUUGGUUAGCCUCACUUGUUAGCUAGCAUGGAUGGAUAAAGGGUCAAAUAAUUAGGUACACCCUGAGUCUGAAUACGUAUCACGAUUUAUGAUUUUCAAUUUUUUUUAAGUGCCAAUGACGGCACUAGAUGUCCAAUCCAUUCAGACUGGGUGGGGGCGAAUGAAUGAAUCUUCAUUGAAACAUGAGCAUUCACAGCCAUCCUUCCUGGUUUUAUACAAUUGGACAUCUAUAGCCAUAUAUAGUGUGCAUUGAGUUAAUUACUAUUAAAAAUAAUAUUCACUUUUAGAGUCCUGCUAAAGCUGUAACCAGUGUGUUUUUCUGGUUUUAUUCAUUUUAAUUAAGUUAGCUUUUAUUAACAUUGUAUUAUUCCUUUCAGACAUAUAGGUCACUACAAUGGCCAGAUAGGUUAUCAUGCCUAAAAACACUUGAAGCAAGAAUCCUGAUUUAGGCUAUGAUAAUUCGUGCAUGAAAGGGUUAAUGUAUAUAUAUUUUUAAAACAUAUUAAAAUAUUGUUCAAAAUAAUGAUUAAAUAUUUUAAAACAAAAAAAUAUGUAUAAUUGAUGUUUUUUUUUAUUUCCAAUUUUGUGAUAAAUUGUUCUUGUCAUUUUAACUGUCAGUGUCAAUAUGAAGUUAAAAGUUGCCAACAAUGUCACUGAUUUACAAAAAAAAGUAUGUUUCGGCAAAAAGUUAAUCUGAUUUCUAUUUAAAACGGGUGAUUUGGUUGAAACGCAACAUAUGUUCUACCAUCUACCAAAAAAAAUAAAUAAAUAAAUCUGUUAUAUGGGAUCAGAAAAUCAAUGUAAGUCAUGAAACAAAAUAUUGUAGAGGCCUUGAAACAUCAGUCAAAAUGCUCUAAAUCAGCUGGCACUCUCAGGUUUGUCUUUCAAUGCUACAAUUUUUGCUUUUGCAGCAGUACCUUGAGAAAUCAAGUUUGAAUAUAAGUUUGAUCCUUUCCGCCAUCUAGCUCGUAUCACAAGUCAUCGUUCCCUCUUGUUAUCAUUUGAAACUCCAUUCAUCCCUUUUUGCAUUAUGAAUUAUAUUGUCUGUUUGCAUUUGUUACUUCACCAAGACUGGAGUGAAUACAUUUUUGAGCAAAGAACAUUUAGUGUUUGAUCACUAGGUUAGCUAAUGUUCAGGUCAUUAUGACUAUGUCACUAUUUUUUAAAAAAAAACAAAAAAACAACACUUCUGUCAACUCAUUGACCAUUGAUGGCAACUGACAUCCAACCCAUUUUACUGGGAGGAUAGGCAGCAUCAAAAAGACUAAAAUGGAGCCCCACAAAACACGAAAUUUCUUCCCUCUAUCAAAGUGUAUCAAAAUAUAACCAUCAACACAUCUUGCUUUUGUACUUUUAAUAUAAUUUUUUUCUUUUUCAAUAAAUACUCAUUAAAGUGCAAAAAAACAUAACAGCAACUCCAUGCAAUGCAACAUUAACAAGAUCAAUCGGACAGAAACAGUGAACUCAUUCGCAUAAUUAACAUUCACAAAAACACACAUAUAGGAAUAUGGUAACACAAAAAGAGGACAACAACACUCACUUUGGUACAAUAUGUCAACUUUGCUUGAUAUUUCAGGCCUUUGAGCAUGUUUGUGUGUGUGCGCUCCAGUAGUGGACACAUUUUUAUCGUUUACAUGACUAGCAUGCCACUUUUUUGAAAUACAGUACAGUUUCAAAGGUCAAAUGCUAGUUGUGGUGCCUUCCAGCUCAGGUGUACUUUAAGGAAAUGUGCGACUUAUGAUUCAAAGCCCAAAAACCAGAAAAUAAAUGGUAGAAUAAACAACAGGAUAACUAAAAAUUUAUGAAAAAGUUUUAAUUUUAAGGGGAAAUUUAUAAGUAACUCCAAAAAUGUCGUUUGAGCUGUGAGAUUUUUAUUUUUUUUUUUAAUAUUGAUUAAAGAGAAAAUGAAGAGGGAAAUAUUUUUAACUUUACUAGAAUAAAAGAAAAAGUCAUUAAGGACUUUUAAAAUACAGUUGUGCCUUGACAUGCAAUUUUAAUGUUUCAUGGCUCUAUGUUUGAAAGCCUGAAAUUAUCUUUCUCCAAUAAAAUGGAUAGAAGUGGCAUGAAUUAUUCAAGUGUUCUAAAGGACAUCUGUUUUUGUUUUCGAAGUGAGAGAAAAGAAUUAUUUUCUGAUAAUAAACAGGAAAAAAGCAUGUCUGUGACUUUAAGAAUGGUAGAAAUCUGGGAAUUGACCAUUAUUUUAUAUCCUUUUACAACUUGUCCUGAAAUAUUUAUUUCAUUGUUCAGAUUACCUUAUUUUAAAUAAUAAAAAAAAAAAACUGAUGUAAAAGAAGAGAUUUUUUUUGUUUGUUUGACUCUCGACUUUUUUUCCCUCAGAGUAUCAGUGUGAAAAAUAUACCCAAAUUAAAAAAAGCUCAAGCCAGGUUCAUGCUAACAUAUUAGCAUAUGUAAAGUAUAUUUUGACUGACUGCAUAAAAUACAUUUUUUAUACAACUUUUGGUAAGUUUUCUUUUUGCCUUGUCACUUUUUAUGUAUCCUUGUGUUUUUUUUAUCUCUUUGUAUAAAGUCUGAUAUUCAGAAGUAUAAAACUAUUAAUAAACAACGAGAAGAAAGAUAUU
Messenger RNA from Corythoichthys intestinalis (scribbled pipefish), 5858 nucleotides. RefSeq lists its product as uncharacterized. Gene Ontology annotation, biological process: protein localization to plasma membrane; T cell receptor signaling pathway; integrin-mediated signaling pathway. Gene Ontology annotation, molecular function: protein binding. The record is from RefSeq and is a predicted model, not a curated record. Gene Ontology annotation, cellular component: plasma membrane. The transcript is spliced from 20 exons. NCBI's taxonomy places the organism in Eukaryota, Metazoa, Chordata, Actinopteri, Syngnathiformes, Syngnathidae. Bases 230 to 2980 code for a protein of 916 amino acids.